CCCGAGAAGAUGGCGUCAGGGCGCGGCUCUGCCCCGGGGACGCCGGCGGGGACAGGGCCCCCGCGGUGCAGCCACUGGGAGCGGGUGUUCCGGCAGAGCCUCGCGGUGCCGCCGCACGGCCGGCGCAGGAGGGUGCCCCCGGUGCGCCCCGCGCCCUUCUGCUGCGUCCUGAGGCACCUCGAAGGGGCCGCUCUCAGCCAGGGAGCUGAGUACCAGCUGCGCCUUUCCCUCUUCGAUGCCACCUACCACCACUUCUUCGGCAGGACCUGGAGGAGCAGCCUUCGAGUUGCCCGCGCUGCCCCAUCGUGCCUGGCCAAGGCGGUGUUCAAUGAGACCAUUUACUUCCAUACCUCCUUGAACCACCCUGGCAUUGCUGCUGUUGUGGAAGUGGUGGCAACAACCAAGAAAGAGGAUGGGAGCUCUCAGCAUCUCUCCUGUGGCUUUGGAGUCAUCCCUCUGUUUGGCAGCGGGCCGGAGGUGAAGGACCUGGCCACCAAGGACAGAGUGCUGAAGCUGUACCAUGGGACGCCCCGUGCCUUGCUGCACCCACGCUUUCAGGAGCCCAUGGAAAAGAACAAAUACCUGACGGUGAUGGAGAAGAGCCACCUGCAGUACACCCUGAAGCCCCACCAACCCCUGGAGAUGAUAUCUCACCUCCUCCCUGAAAACCUUCCAGUGUCUGGGCUGCAGAGCAUUCCCGGCUUGCUGCCAGUGUGCGGAGACACGAGUGGCUGCUUGCAGAAGCCCCAGCUGAUGAAGCCGGUGACCUGCUAUCUGGAGAGGCUGUCUGUCUGUCUGUACCCUUCCCUGGGGGAGUUUGAGGAGGAGCUGCUGGACUUGCUGAACAGCGAUCGCUUGCUGCAGGCUAACGCCGCUCCGGAUGGCGAUGGGAUGGUGGUUCGGGAGCGGCGGCUGCACGUCGGUGUCCACAACGGGCUGUGCUUCGUCCAGGCACCGCAGGUGGCUGUGCUGGUGCCGGAGUCAGAGGCAGCACGGGGUGGCUGCACGGGGGUGCCCAGCUCCGGAGCCAGGGGUGCAGGUCAAGCCCUGGUGCUGAGGAGCCGCAUCCACCUCAGUGAGUUGGUGCCUCACCCGGCCUUCGGGAUCUGCUUCCAGCUGGAAUAUGUCUUCUGCAGCGCGGGGAGAGCCGGUGGGAAGGCCCUGGCUGGCAGUGCUCGUGGUGAGGCAGCCGACAUGCGCUCCGUGCGCUGGGCUCUCUGGAGCCCUGAGCUGGGUGCUGGUGAGGCGGACGUGGCGCUGCCCCUGCGCGGUGGUGCCCGCCGCGGUCCCUGCCAAACCUUGGUGUACCGGGCCCCGCCGGGCAGCAGGAGCUCCUGCAAGGGGAAGCACGUGGAGUCCGGGACUGUCCGAUUCCGUGUUUCCACUGAUUGGGAAGAACACGUUGUAACUGCUGCAGAGAGCCAAUGCAAGCACAGGGACGAGUUGGAGAAGCCUCCCACGCCGUCGCCAAGUCUGGUGGCUCUGCCGACGACGGUGGCCUCCCCACGGGGACCGGGGCUAUCGGUGUCCCAGCUGUCAGUGUCCCCACCACGGGCUGGGCGCCGGUCCCUGGUGCCACCGGCCCGUGGCUCCCGGUGCGACGGUGGCAUCACUCACCUGGAGGCUGACCUGAGCCUGCCAGACCCGGGGCACUGCGCUGGUGACCAGUUGCAGGCGCUGCCCUUCACCCCGCUGCAGGUGCCCAUUGCUGCCGUGGGGCUGCAGGCAGGCAGGUCCCACACGGUGCUGUCCCGUGCCUCCCUGGCGCGCCUGCACGCUGCCGGCUUCCCGGAGAUCCUGGACCGCAACCAGGAGCCGGUGGAGAUCUCGGAGCCGGCGGACCCGGCGAGUUUGAGCCUGCAGCUGGAGGAAGCCGACCCUCUGCAAGGGAAUGAGAUAAUCCUGCAGUUCCUGGCUUUUGGCAGGGAUGCUCAGGGCAGUGUGGAGUGGACGUGGCCAAGGACCAUCUUCCUCACAUUCCAGUUCUACCGCUUCCCACCCGUCACCACACCACGGCUGCAGCUGGUCAGCAUGGAAGGGGGGCCAGGCUCCGGGCUGGCUGUGCCAGCACAGCUCCUUGUCCGGGUGAACAAGGAUGGGACCCCCAGCACUGGACUGCCGGGCUUGCAGCUGAAGUACAUGGUGGAUCCUGCUUUCCUGCGUGCCGGGGAGCAGCGCUGGUUCCUGCGGUACCUGGCUGAGCACAGCCUCCAGGUGGACAUCUGGGAUGGAGACUCCCUGCUCCUCGUUGGGUCUGCUGCUGUUAAACUGGAGCCCCUCCUGCGCCAGGGCCGAGGAGCAGUCAGGACACACCAUGAGCUGGAGGUGGCCACGACCGAGUAUGAGCCAGAUGCAACGGUGAUGGGCCAGGAGGCUCUCCGGCAUGGUGCCCUGCGGCCCCUCGGUGUGCAUGUGGUGGUGAGGGGCCGCCUUCACCUCUGCCUGGCCAAUGUUGGUCACCCAUGCGAGGACACCCCAGGACAGCUGCCAUCCCCGCUGCUGUCCCGCUCCCGCAUCGUGCCCAUGCCGGAUGGCGCUGCCAACGUCCCAGCUGGCAGCUGGGUCUCCUUGAACGCUGCCAGCGGCGGGCGGGUGUCUCGGGCACGGAGGCUGGUGGAUGUGGAUGGGGAGCUGGCGGCCGUGCUGCGCAGCCGCUGGCCGGAGGCAAGGGUGGCCCCUCCAGCAGCACCCAGCGAGGCCGCGGCCGCCCGCCGGCGCAAGCUGCGGCGCAUGGCGCUGGUGCGGCAGCAGGAGGAUGCUGGUGGUGGGAGGACGCCGCAGCUCACGGGCUGGCCGGAGCAGCGUGCCCGGCACGCGCGGGACCUGCAGAUCAUCGACGCCUACCGGGAGCACACCAAGGGUGAGAGCAUUUCCCAGAUGCUCAGCCAGGCCAUCACCGUCACCCGCACCGUGCACGCUGUGCUGGGGACAGCUGAGUUCUUUGAGUUCACCCUGAAGAACCCCUAUGGCAUCCAGCACACUGUGACCAUCGAGGUUGACCACCCUGAGCUCAGUGUCAUACUGGACCCAAGGGAAUGGCGGCACUUCAAGGAGCUGACCAAGAGCGUUACACCGGUGGAGGAGGAGAUGUUCCACCUCCGUGAUGACCUCAGGCCUCAGGUCUACCUGCGCCCCAAUGAGACUGUUCGCAUCCCAUUUAAAUACCAGACCUUCUCUGCAGACCCUGCUGUCGUGGCAGCACAGGGACCAGGAGGGCUGGGUGCCGGUGCUGACACAGCCAUCCGUUCCCUAGGGAAAAGUGGGGCCGGGCAGACAAAGCACAUCCAGGUUUCCUUCCAGGUGAGUGGGGGGAAGCCCAUCGCGCUGCUGCGGGUGAAGGUGGAGCCGCAGCCCCAUGUGGUGGACCAGACCUUCCGCUUCUACCACCCCGAGCUCACCUUCCUGAAGAAGACCAUUCGGCUGCCCCCCUGGCACACCCUCCCCGGCACACCAGUGGGGAUGCAGGGUGGGGAGCCUGAGAUGUAUGUCCGCUGCAGUGACCCAGACAUCAUUUGUGAAACCAAAACCAUGGGGCCUGGGGAGCCACAGGACAUCUUCUUAAAAGUAGCUGGAGGACCAAGCCCACAGAUCAAGAAGUUCUUUGUUGCUAUUUACACGGACCCGUGGCUGGCAGCACCCAUCCAGAUCUGGCAGUUCUACCUGCACUCCCUGCAGCGCCUGGAUGUGAGCUGCACAACCGGGCAGCUCACCCGCCUCUCGCUGCUGCUCCGGGGCACGCCGGCACCACGCAGGGUGCAAGCCUUCACCUCCCACCCGCAGGAGCUGGAGGUGGAUCCGGAUGGUGCCUUCCUUCUCCCUGCUAAUGGCAUCCAGGACCUGUAUGUCGGUGUGAGGCCGCGGAGGGCCGGCAGCAGGUUCAUCUACCUCAACCUAGUGGACGUGGAGUCCCACCAGCUGGUGUCCUCGUGGCUGCUCUGCCUGGCCUGCAGGCAGCCCCUCAUCUCCAAGGUGUUUGAGAUCUCGCUGCCUGCAGGAGGUGGCAGAGGCUGCAACAAGCGCAUCACCUACACCAACCCCUACCCCUCGCGCAGGCUCUACUUCCUGUGCACCAACCGGCCCGACCUGCUGCAGUUCAAGGAGGACUCCUUUGAGGUCGCCGGUGGGGAGGUGUACACCAUCGGCUUGCGCUUCGCCCCCAGCCAGAGCCCGGCUGAGGAGGAGAUCCUGAUUCACAUCAAUGACCACGAGGACAAGAAUGAGGAGACCUUCUGCGUGAAGGUGCUCUACCAGUGAGCCUGGUCUGCCCCGUGUCUCUGCAGGGGGGGUUGAGCCUGGUCCCCUCUUCAAGCCACAAGGGCACCGGCAUCCCCAGGCAUUGCCAUUGAGCGCUGGUGGUGCCACGUGGCUCCAUCCACACAAAGCAGGGAGAGCGAAUGUGUUUGUUACCACACAGGAUGGCUUUAUUUUUGUCAAGUGUUACUACGUUUUUAAGCAUUUUUGGAAUCUCUUUUUUUUCUUUUUUUUUUAACAUAAAAAGUUUGCAGAUUUGUGUCUGCGGGGUAUUUUUAAAGUAUUUUAUAUUCUGCAGUGAGUUUUGUACGCACUGAGGCCGUUUGCUGGAGUUUGGGGUAUUUUUUUACUCAUCCUUCCUCAAUUAAACUUGCUGUGCAGC
Messenger RNA from Pezoporus flaviventris, 4633 nucleotides. RefSeq names its product nephrocystin 4 (gene NPHP4). The record is from RefSeq and is a predicted model, not a curated record. Gene Ontology annotation, biological process: negative regulation of canonical Wnt signaling pathway; protein localization to ciliary transition zone. Gene Ontology annotation, cellular component: cytoskeleton; non-motile cilium; ciliary basal body. The transcript has 29 exons. NCBI's taxonomy places the organism in Eukaryota, Metazoa, Chordata, Aves, Psittaciformes, Psittacidae. The coding region runs from base 10 to 4254 and encodes 1414 amino acids.